AAAGCUCACCCUCCUAAAUUGAAAAAUCUAUGGACGAGAGAUUAUCACUGAGAUUAAAUGGUGGCAGACAUGUCCAGGGAACAUUGCGGGGGUUCAGUCCCUUCAUGAAUCUUGGGAAAGAUGGACGUGUGGAGAUGGCAACUAGUGGGGGGCAGAACGACAUUGGAAUGGUGGUAAUUCCAGGAAAUUGUGUCAUCCUGUUAGAAGCCUUGGAAUGAGCACUGUCAACCACGGGUGUGUUAUGGAAGAAACCAGUGGCUUCCACGUGUCCCCUCUCCGUAGCUCCUACUAUAUAAACAUUU
Molecule: messenger RNA, 302 nt
Organism: Prionailurus viverrinus (fishing cat)
Lineage: Eukaryota; Metazoa; Chordata; Mammalia; Carnivora; Felidae
Product: small nuclear ribonucleoprotein G-like
Exons: 1
Coding region: 30-218 (62 amino acids)
Biological process (GO): mRNA splicing, via spliceosome
Cellular component (GO): precatalytic spliceosome; U4 snRNP; SMN-Sm protein complex
Molecular function (GO): RNA binding
Source: RefSeq, a predicted model, not a curated record